AAAUAGUGGACUGGGACCAGAAUGGAGGCUGCAGAGCCUUGUCACAUCUUCCUGGAAGUAGGAGCGACCGAUCCAGUUAACUUGGCUUCAAAAGGAGCCCCAGGGCUGUCACACUGAGAAAAGAAGGAAAAGGGGAAAAACAACUGCACCACAUGUGAAUAUAAAGAAGAGAACUCGAGCAAUUGCACCAUCACCGGAUGGAAGAGCCCAGCUGUCACAGCCUACUCGAAGGAGCUUUGCCUUUACUCCUUGUACUUGACGAAAGCCUCAACUUAAAAAAGGGCUUUGUGCUUGUUAAACAACUGCUCUACUAUUUAGAAAUGCUCCGGAUCCUCUUUCAACUUGUUCUUUUGAGGGCUAUAGGAGUCUGUGAAAGGAGGCAGGUACCAGCCUUGGUCUGUUUUGGUAACUGUAUAUUUGCAUAGGAAAAUAUGAAGAAAUAAAGAAGUACCUAUGAAGAACAUGUUAUUUAGUACUCUGUUCUGAUAGCUACAGAAGACACUGAGAAGUCCCUGUAAUGAUGACGACUACUUCAGCUGACAGCUGGCCCUGUUCCUCCUAUGGAAUGCACUUUAUAACUAAUUACAGUGAGCAAGCCUCACAAAAUUUCUCAGGAAUGCCAAAUAUUACUAGCUGUCCAAUGGAUGAAAAACAACUAUCUAUGGUGUUAGCAACCUUCUACUCUGUUAUUUUCAUCGUGGGACUGGUUGGGAACAUCAUUGCCCUCUAUGUAUUUCUGGGCAUCCACCGCAAAAGAAAUUCCAUUCAAAUUUAUCUACUUAACGUGGCCAUUGCAGACCUUCUACUCAUCUUCUGCCUCCCUUUCCGCAUAAUGUAUCACAUCAACCAAAAUAAAUGGACACUAGGUGUGAUUCUUUGCAAGGUUGUGGGGACACUAUUUUACAUGAACAUGUACAUUAGCAUUAUUUUGCUUGGGUUUAUCAGUUUGGAUCGCUAUGUAAAAAUUAAUCGGUCUAUACAACAAAGGAGGGCAAUAUCCACCAAGCAGAGUAUUUAUGUUUGCUGUAUAGUAUGGACAGUUGCUCUUGCUGGAUUUUUAACUAUGAUCAUUUUGACGCUGAAGAAAGGAGGGCACAAUUCCACAAUGUGUUUCCAUUACAGAGAUAGGCAUAAUGCAAAGGGAGAAGCAAUUUUUAACUAUGUUCUUGUGGUAAUGUUCUGGCUUAUUUUCCUAUUGAUAAUCCUCUCCUAUAUGAAGAUUGGCAAGAAUCUACUGAGGAUUUCUAAAAAGAGGUCAAGAUUUCCUAAUUCUGGCAAAUAUGCCACAACAGCCCGGAACUCCUUUAUCGUACUGAUCAUUUUUACUAUAUGUUUUGUGCCUUAUCAUGCCUUUCGAUUCAUCUACAUUUCUUCACAGCUAAACAUGUCUUCUUGCUACUGGAAGGAAAUCAUUCACAAAACCAAUGAGAUCAUGCUGGUUCUCUCCUCUUUCAACAGCUGCUUAGACCCAGUCAUGUAUUUCCUGAUGUCCAGUAAUAUUCGCAAAAUCAUGUGUCAACUUCUCUUGAGGAGAUUUCAGAGUGAAGCAAGCAGGAGUGAGAGCACUUCAGAAUUUAAGCCAGGCUAUUCCCUGCACGAUCUAUCUGCGGCAGCCAAAACUCAGUGCAAUACUAAGGGUAACUGAGGCAAAUGUACUUAAUGAAAUGACGACGUAAGCGAGCGUCUUCUUUCCUGAGAUCAGUAAAAUUAUAGAACAAAGCCCUAGCAUGUCCCAAACCCUGGUCUUUACAAGUGAUCUUUCACUUGCUUACAUUAUAAAAUAGUUCAAGGCAAAGAGAAAAGCUUACAUUUGUCCCUAGAUUUUAGAACUAUAUGUAGAAUCUUCUCAGAAUAUAAUGUUAAGCUAACACCUUUAACAAUGUUUAUAAAGUUAAGUGAAGUUCAUGGAUUUAACAACAAAAUGAAUGAAGUGUCAUUGUUUUCCAUGUCACUAAAGAGUUAAUAAAAAUUAGACACUUGAUACUAAUUUUAAAUAUGUUUAAAAAUAAAUCAAUUUGGGCACUGUGUUGAAAUGUCAAAAAAAUACGUCUGUUACUUCAAAAGUGAAUAUUUGCUGUAUUCAUUUAUGUUUAAAUCUCUGCUAACAAAUGAAUUAAUAAAAUUCU
This is a messenger RNA of Onychomys torridus (southern grasshopper mouse), 2126 nucleotides long. It is a transcript of the gene Gpr34, whose product is annotated as G protein-coupled receptor 34. The coding region runs from base 518 to 1645 and encodes 375 amino acids. Gene Ontology annotation, molecular function: G protein-coupled purinergic nucleotide receptor activity. NCBI's taxonomy places the organism in Eukaryota, Metazoa, Chordata, Mammalia, Rodentia, Cricetidae. Gene Ontology annotation, biological process: G protein-coupled receptor signaling pathway. The transcript has 5 exons. Gene Ontology annotation, cellular component: membrane. The record is from RefSeq and is a predicted model, not a curated record.